Messenger RNA from Chaetomium globosum CBS 148.51, 1785 nucleotides. RefSeq lists its product as uncharacterized. Gene Ontology annotation, biological process: regulation of DNA-templated transcription. The record is from RefSeq and is a predicted model, not a curated record. Gene Ontology annotation, molecular function: zinc ion binding. The transcript has 4 exons. Lineage: Eukaryota; Fungi; Ascomycota; Sordariomycetes; Sordariales; Chaetomiaceae. Bases 1 to 1785 code for a protein of 594 amino acids.
AUGGAUUUCUCGGCCUCCUACGGCUCUCUCAAGGAGGCAGAAGCCGGCCUGAAGGCGCAGGCCCACGCCUUGGGCUUUGAUCUAGCCGUCAAAGAGCGAUUCCCUCGCGGCGCUGCGGCCGAGGAGGUGACCCGGGUCAACUACCGGUGCGCCAAAGGCCGGUCGCACGCACCAAAGAACGACGAAGUUAUUCACACCACCAAGAGACGCAAAACGAGCUCCCAGAUGACGGCUUGCGGUUACAAGAUCAACCUCAAGCUUACAGACUGGCGAGCAGGUACGCGGCCAUCGCAGAUCAUGGCCAAUUUGCGCGAGGCCGGAGACGCCGUGGAGUUCAGCUACCAGGACCUCGCCAACCUGUUGCAUGCAUGCCGCCGGGAAGAGCUCAAUGGUCGUACGCCGAUCCAGUGGCUCUACGAGCAACUCGAUGACGAGACCGAGUACUUCUACCGAGAUCUACGCGACGAGAGUGGCCGAGUGCAGUGCCUAUUUAUUGCGCCUAGAAGUGCGGUCCCUCUCUUCCGUACCGCCCCCGACGUUAUCGUCGCCGACUGUACCUACAAGACUAACCGCUUUGGCCUCCCUCUCCUUAACUUUUGUGGUAUCCAGGCCUUACGCAAGUCGUUCUCGAUCGCGGCUGUAUUCAUCAAUGCAGAGAAGGAGGAACAGUAUACGUGGGCGUUGCAGGCGCUGCGAGAGUUCUUGACCGAAGAGGACCUCCCUCUCCCAAAGCUGAUCGUCACCGACCGAGAGUUGGCCUUAAUCAACGCGCUUAAACGCCAUGAAGCCUUCACGUUGGUCCCUCGACUCCUCUGCAGGUGGCACGUUAAUAUGAACGUGCUAGCUAAAGGAGCGGUCAAUUACGCCGUGAAAACGUGGCUCGACCCAUACAAAGAGCUCCUCGUCGAUGCGUGGGUCAACAAAAUAUUGCACUUCGGCAACCGCACUACCUCGAUCGUUGAGUCACUGCACGCGGGCAUGAAGAGGUUUAUCAGCAGCGCCGGCGGCGAUCUAGCCACAGUCUUCCGGAAGCUGAAGGCAUAUUGGCGCAAUCAGGCAGCGGAUAUUGCCCUCGCACGCAACCAGGCGAUGAACAAGGUGCCGUUCGGGCUCAGCGACCUACUCUACGGCGACGUCAAAAGUGCAGUAGUGCCUCAUGCCCUACGCGCAUGCGAAAAAGAGGUCGCCGCUAUCGAGAAGCAGCCUCGUGCAGGCCGUUGGGAUCUAGGACCGCCGGAGCCUUGCACUUGCAGUAUCACGACCUCUCACGGCCUGCCCUGCCGCCACGCCCUUUUCCUCUGCCUCCGAAACUCCGAGCCGCUCAGCAUCGCCCAAUUUGAUCCGUAUUGGCGCUGGGACCGCACCGCGAUACCUUCACUCUCGGCAUCACCUUCACGCGCCCAGAGACCGCUUGAUCCCGCUGUCGUGCGAGGUAAAGGUCGCCCGCGCGGGUUGGUGGCCACAGACAAGUCCACCAAGCGACUGCCUAGCGCCCACGAGAUCACGGAGGCCGAGGAGCGACGAGAGGCACUGCCGCCGCCUUCCACGGCACCAGCGCGCCUGAACAAGCCGGCUGUACCGGCGGAUGAUCCCUACGAGGCCGGCACCGCGAUGCCAAGGCGGUCCGGGCAGUGGAUGGCUCGGCUCGAGUCUGUUGAUGAUCAGGAGGCCGAGUUUGAUCUGAUUCCUACUAAUUUCGAGGGUAAAUUCGAUGAAAAGGUGGCCGAGGCCGAGGCGACGGCUCGGCAGGCUACACAGGAUGCCCAGGAAUCGACGGCGUUCUGA